Messenger RNA from Salvelinus fontinalis (brook trout), 4217 nucleotides. RefSeq names its product zinc finger protein 501-like. Gene Ontology annotation, molecular function: RNA polymerase II cis-regulatory region sequence-specific DNA binding; DNA-binding transcription factor activity, RNA polymerase II-specific. The transcript is spliced from 2 exons. The record is from RefSeq and is a predicted model, not a curated record. Gene Ontology annotation, biological process: regulation of transcription by RNA polymerase II. The coding region runs from base 235 to 1626 and encodes 463 amino acids. NCBI's taxonomy places the organism in Eukaryota, Metazoa, Chordata, Actinopteri, Salmoniformes, Salmonidae. Gene Ontology annotation, cellular component: nucleus.
GCUCGUCAACCACCUCGGCAGCUUGCUAGCCAACAUAGCCGAAAGAUUCAAGCUAGUUAUACGCUUUCGGUGUAUAUUACCUACUGUGUUUUAGACACACUUCUGUCGUAUCUACUUGUUAACCUAUUUAAUUUAAUAUUACGUUAUUUUUUAUUAGUCAGCUAUAGUAGCUGGCUUGUUAAAUUAGCACUAGCCUAGUCGCUAAUGAUGGCUAGCUAACUAACAUCCCCGACCAUGAGCUCACUAAACUACUCCCCUCCCGUUAAAGAAGAGGCAGUCUGCUGGACGGAGAAAGAAGCUCUGGGGUUGAACAUUGUCGUGAAAGAGGAGAAGGAAGAAGAGGAUGUCACAGUAAAACAAGAAGUAGAGGGUGAGGCUGUUACAGUGAAAGAAGAGGAGAAAGACGUUACAGGGACAGAAGAGGAAGACGUGUUCAGAGUGAAAGAGGAGGAGGAUGUUACUGUGAAAGAAGAGGAAGAUAACGAGGAUGUUGACGUUUUUGUUGUGAAGAAAGAAGGGGAGAUUACUGUCACUUUGAAAGAUGAAGAGGAGGAGAUGGGAGAUCUGAUUAACACCAGAAAGAUACGGGACUAUCGUGGAUCCUCUGGGGAGCCUCAACAACAUCAUGAUGCUGUCGAGGCAGAGAAGAGUCUCUCCAGAUCAGGACACCUCAAGAAACAUCAGCAGAGACCCACAGGAAAGAAACCUCACUGCUGCUCUGACUGUGGGAAGAGUUACUCAAGAUCAGAUUCACUUAAACUACACCAGAGAAUUCACACAGGUGAUAAAUCUCACUGCUGCUCUGAUUGUGGGAAAUGUUGCAAGUCUUCAUCAGAACUUAAAAUACAUCAGAGAAAUCACACGGGAGAGAAACCUUACUGCUGCUCUGACUGUGGGAAACGUUUCUCAAGAUCAGAUUCACUAAAACUACACCAGAGAAUUCACACAGUUGAUAAAUCUCACUGCUGCUCUGAUUGUGGGAAAUGUUGCAAAUCUUCAUCAGAACUUAAAAUACAUCUGAGAAAUCACACCGGAGAGAAACCUUACUGCUGCUCUGACUGCGGGAAAUGUUUCUCAAGAUCAGAUUCACUAAAAGUUCACCUGAGAAUACACACUGGAGGGAAAUCUCACUACUGCUCUGAAUGUGGGAAGAGAUUCAACUCUUCAGUAGACCUUAAAAUGCAUCAAAGAAUUCACACAGGAGAGAAACCUUUUGGCUGUGAUCACUGUGGGAAUAGUUUUACUCAGCAAAGCAACCUGAAAUCACACCAGAGAAUACACACAGGAGAGAAACCUUAUGGCUGUGAUCAAUGUGGAAAGAGUUUUUCUCAGCAAAGCAACCUGAAAUCACACCAGAGAAUUCACAGUGGGGAGAAACCUUAUGGCUGUGAUCAAUGUGGGAAGAGUUUUACUUUGUCAAGCUGCCUGAUAGUGCACCAGAGAACACACACUGGAGAGAAACCUUUUAGCUGUUAUCAAUGUGGGAAGUGUUUUGUUACAUCUGGCAAUCUGAUUGUACACCAGAGAACACACACAGGAGAGAAACCUUAUAGCUGUACUCAAUGUGGGAAGAGUUUUACUCAGUCAAGCAGCCUGAUAGUACACGAGAGAACACACACACAGUAGAGAAGCUUCACCAUUGUUCAGAUUGUGGGAAAAGCUUUUCAACAUCACAGACUUUGAAGCUGCACCAGAGAACACACACAGGGGAGAAAUCUUAUAGCUGUAAUCAAUGUGCGAAUGGUGUUACUUGGCUAAACAGCCUGGGAUCACACCAGAGAACACACACAGGAGAGAAACCUCUUAGCUGUGGUCAAUAUGACAAAAGAUACUCUGAUAAAAGAUCUCUGAUCAAACAUCAGAAAAUACAUACAUGAAGAAGUUGUUUCAUGAUAUCAAUGAAAUAAUGUCACAAUAUAAUGUCACAAUGUAGAAUGUUUUAACAUUGUAGUAGGAGUAUUUUAAGAUGUCACAAUGUAGAACUCUAAACGUUUGUCCCCUGUUCUAUUGAUUUCAACAUGAUAUUGAUAUUAGCCUCAGGGGGACAAUCCAGGUUCUGAAUUGAAAGAGUACUAUUUAUGUGAUUUAACAAAAAGUGAUUAACAAAAGAAAAGAAGAGUCAUUACACUUACCACAUUGUUGACCCACUUGAAUCAAAAUGCAACACUUCAAAAUGUAGCGAUCUGUUUUUCUACAAAUUGUUCUCUAACCAGUGAUGUACACAUUAUUCCCAGAUUCGUGUGGUUUUUGAGCUGUUAGUUUUAACAGGACGUGCAACCUCAUGUCCCUUCUGUCACACAAUUGAUUUCAACAUGAUAUCGAUGAGUGAUGACAAAUAAGACGCAGAAUAAUAAACUGAUCUAUAAUCAAUUUGAUUAACAAUCUGACAUCACUCAAUCACAUCACUCACACUUCAAAUGCUAAUUAUCUUUAUUCCACUACUGAAGAAGCAUGACUCAAAUCACCUCAUAUUUCAAACAUCCAGCCUGACAAAAGAUACAUGUUUUAUUAUUCCAUGCCUCACCAUUAAGUGAAUUAUUGCCACUACAUAUUAACAAAGGGGUGUACAUUUGGUUUUUAUAUUUCAUAUUUACAAGUCAUGUAACAUUUAGUAAUCAUAAUUAUUUAUGCAACCAACUAACAAUUUUGGGGUAAAAUUAUAUUGAAAAUGUUAUCCAGGGGGCCUCCCGGGUGGCGCAGUGGUCUAGAGCACUGCAUCGCAGUGCUAACUGCGCCACCAGAGUCUCUGGGUUCGCCCCCAGGCUCUGUCGCAGCCGGCCGCGACCGGGAGGUCCGUGGGGCGACGCACAAUUGGGCUAGCGUUGUCCGGGUAAGGGAGGGUUUGGCCGGUAGGGAUUUCCUUGUCUCAUCGCGCUCCAGCGACUCCUGUGGCGGGCUGGGCGCAGUGCGUGCUAACCAAGGGGGCCAGGUGCACGGUGUUUCCUCCGACACAUUGGUGCGGCUGGCUUCCGGGUUGGAGGCGCGCUGUGUUAAAGAAGCAGUGCGGCUUGGUUGGGUUGUGCUUCGGAGGACGCAUGACUUUCGACCUUCGUCUCUCCCGAGCCCGUACGGGAGUUGUAGCGAUGAGACAAGAUAGUAAUUACUAGCGAUUGGAUACCACGAAAAUUGGGGAGAAAAGGGGAUAAAGAAAAAAAUAAAAAAUAAAAUGUUAUCCUGCUUUUAGAAUAUCAGGGAUCAUUCUCAGAUGUGACAACCCAAAUGUACUAGAGCAUUGGGGACUGGGCCCCGAUCCAACAACAAGCCUAUCGAGAUAUUGCAGGAGUUUGCUCUUGAAAUCAGACAUGAAUAAUACAAUUAGAUUUUUGUUGGGCGUUCCAAGGGGACGAGAGUUCUAGUAGCUAGUGAGUUUUAGGAAGACGAGAGUUCUAGAAGCUAGUGAGUUUUAGAAAGACGAGAGUUAUAGAAGCUAGUUAGUUUUAGGAUUCUAUAGAAAGAAAAAGGAGAAAAAAAAUACGAUUGUAUAUUAUUAUUUAGAAAUACGUGUUUUUUCUUGUUGACAGAAAGUUGUUUUCUGUUGGUGGUGAGCAAACUUAGGAUAUAUUUGAUGUCUUAAGGGGGAAGGUGUUACAGGCUUUGGUUUUUCCAUGUAUGUUUUGAGGUUGGACUUUAGCACGUAUAGCUCGUUAGCACAUAGGACACACUGAUUGGUGUCACCUCAUUAGUCAGUAUGUGUUACACCUGUGCUGGCUUGUCCAUCUCGUUAGUGGGAAGGUGUUUCACCUGAGCUGGUCCAGGUUCUAUUUAAGAGUGUCUGGCCCAGUGCUCCAGUUGUGUUGAUAGAUGUGGAGAGUCAACACCUUUAGUUGCGCCACAUUUUUGGUUUGCUUCCUGUCUUUAAGUUUGCUGUGGGUUUUUCUUUUGUUUGCAUCUUCUUGGGCAGAUUGAGUGGGUGUCAUGGUGGGUGGCUUUUAGCUCCCAGUUGUUGUUACUAGUCAACUUCCAGUGGACACCCCCAUAGUGUCUUUCAGAGCCCCUCCUAAAAAACAAGCUAAUAUUUUUAGGUUGGAUAUUGCAUCCUAUUAAUAUUUUAAUCAAUGGAAUUUCCUUAAUGUUCAUUAGUCUUUCAGUUGUUAGUCUUCUGUUUGUUGUGUACUAAAUAUUUUUGUUUAUUUUCAUUUUUUUUCUUCCUGUGAAGCCAUUGUGUUGCAUCCAUGUCUGAAAUGUGCUGUAUAAAUAAAGCUUAAUUUGAAAAACAG